This is a messenger RNA of Caenorhabditis auriculariae, 1088 nucleotides long. The record is from the annotation of a GenBank genome assembly. Lineage: Eukaryota; Metazoa; Nematoda; Chromadorea; Rhabditida; Rhabditidae.
AUGGACGAAGAAAACCACGGCUCAGCCGCCUACGGUAGCGAUACGUCUUUGAUGGAAGCUUCUCAAGUAAGUUUCGAUUUGAUUUUUAGAAUUUUUUCAGUGAUAGGGUAGACCCUCAAAAUAUGCUAACAUCUCGCUUUUUUUGGGAUUUGAUCGCAAAAUUGUUUGAUGUCUCCAUUGCAUAAAAAAAUAUCAUCGGUUUUUCCAAAAAAAUGGAUUCUUUUUCAUUUUUCGAAUUAUUUUUUUAGUCAUGACAUGAUUUUUUUCAAAUUUUUUUCUCGAUGAGUUGCCAAAAAAACAUAAAAUUAUAUUAGAUCAGCCUUCAAUUUUUUUGUCCUGUCCUGAAGACACCCGAAAAAGAAAAAAAGAUAUAUCGACUGGGAGUCUUUAGCAAAUUGGAUCAUGCAAGAUUUAAAGUGUUCUUAUUUCAUUGAUGAAACGAUUAUUAGUUUGAUAAACUUUGAGAAACUCAUGAAAGGUGAAAAAAAUGCCUCCAAUGCGUUCAACUUAGUGACUAGUUUAAUAAUAUAUUUCGAUUUCCCCAAUUUUCCUUCUUUUCAAAAACCACAAAGGCCAUCCCCAGAAAGCGAAAAUUCAAAAUCAGACUGAAUUUGAGAAAGGCUCCUUUUUUUCAAAAGCAAGAGAAUAAUCUAAACUUGUUUUGAUUCCAGAAAAUUGCAGGAAGUGAAAAACCAUUGGCCUACUUGGGCGAUUGUACUGGUGAUCGUUUGCAUCGUUUUGACGGCGCUCGCUUUUCUUCUCGGAAACUUUAUCACAAAGAAAGCUACACCUAUCAGGUAACCUAUUCCAAAAACCCCGUAUAAAGAAUAUUUUUUCCUCGUUCGGCGACAUUGGUAGUAUAGACUUUCACCACAUUCUUGUGGUGCCCACACGCGCAUCGAAUGACACAUGAAAAAUUCAUUUCGGUGCAGUUUUUUUCUUUUCUCGAUAGAAAGAAUUAAAAUUGCGUACGUUAAUUUUAUUAAAAGAUUUCCAGAUUCAAAGGACAGUCUACGCAAGUCGGGAAAGGCCGAGAAAGAAAAUGGGGAGCUGGAUUUUCUGGAGGCAUGUGGGGAGCGGCUACGUAA